This is a messenger RNA of Babesia bigemina, 219 nucleotides long. Its product is annotated as Protein belonging to kish family. The transcript has a single exon. Gene Ontology annotation, biological process: intracellular transport; protein secretion. Lineage: Eukaryota; Apicomplexa; Aconoidasida; Piroplasmida; Babesiidae. The record is from RefSeq and is a predicted model, not a curated record. Bases 1 to 219 code for a protein of 72 amino acids.
AUGACCGCUCUAUUGAGUUUGCCAUCUUUCAUCGUCGUGCUGCUGUUGACCAUUUGCACUUCGAGUUACCUGAAGGUGUUCCUCCCGAACUACUUCAACGCCCGGCGUCCCGGUUUCUUCGGUCUUUUGGGGAAGCUCGCCGUCAUCGGCGACCGUUUGUCACCGUACGUCGCGUUUUGCUGUAUUGUGUGUGCGUUCUGGAUUCUGUUCAUGCGUUGA